UAGUCAUGGAACUUAACAGUUUUUUUUUAAAGAUCUGUUUUAUAAUGUAGAAAUCCUCAUUAUGCAGCUUUUUGCACUGUGUUGAGCUCACUUAGACUUUUUCACACUUAACUGAGUUGUCACCUUCUCACCCACUCUCUCUACAGGUUAGUAAGAAGGGUUGUGGGUGAACUGUGUCCAAGGGUUAACUGACCCCAGCGCUUGAACUAUUUCCAUGCAUGUCUGACACGAUUUUCUAAAUUUAACAGGUUAAUGUUCCCCAGGCGAUUUAAAUAUAUCACAUAUGUGAGUUUUUCCAUGCUCAAAUAAAAAGGAACUGCUAUUAUUAUAUCAUUUUAUUAUUUCUUGCUAUGGGGACACCUGUGAUAAUAAUUAGACAAUGUCCCUACAUGCCUGCUCUGUGCACAGGCACGUAGGGACAUUGACCACUUGUUUCAUAGAGAAGAAGGGGCCAAAAAAUGCACAUCUGAAAAAAAGGAGGAAAUUCUGGGGAAUUUGGUUGCCUCACAAACUGCACGUCAUUUCCUCCUAUGACAAAUGUGUGGUUUCUGUCUUUGAAAAAAAAAAAGAAGUUUUAAAGCAGUGUGAUUAUGACAAGUCCGCGCAAUUUGCCUGCAAUACUCAGAGGAGAAUGAAUGGUCAUGUAAAGAGCAUGCGUUUUCAACAGUUUAUGGAACUGACAACAACAUUACUCUCUCUCCUGCUGGUUAUGGCUGUUGAUUCAACAAGAACUGCUGCAGCGAGCAGGAACCAGCAGUGUGGGAAUUCUCUGCAGCAGACUUGGAAGCUCACCAGACUCGCGCUGAAAGAAUCUGUCGACCUAAUCAGAACAUAUAAAGCCUAUCAAGGAGAGAUGUCGGAGCGCUUCUGCAAGGUGCCAGUCAGCGACGUCCCUGACCCCAACAUCUCCGGCCUGGAGCCCUCGGAGAGGAUAGCGAGCAUCUACACACACCUCCAGGCCUUCCUCGCACAUUUCAAACGGGUGUACGAGCAGCAGACAGACUUGCAGUUGCCCACGAGCCCGCUGCUGACCGAGCUCACCAUUGCCAGAGCUCGCGGCAGGAGCCUGGCUGCUCUGGUCAACAGCUUUUAUCAGCGCCUCUUCCCAAACCUGCCUCUACCGGAGCCAGCAGGGGGGGCGACAGCGCUGCCUCCGCCUCAGAACGUGUUCCAGCAGAAGGUCUACGGCUGUGUGGUCCUGAAGACCUACAAAGAGUUGCUGUCAAAUGCUUCCAGAGAACUGAGAAUGCUAAAGAGCAAAGUAUGCAGGAGGAGGAUACAAAUUAACACACCCAUCUUCUGAGGAUGACCUAAGGCUGGCCUUAGACCGUCAGUUUCCAACAAUGCCUAAUACUCACUGGGAUUUGAUAAAGACUUAAAAAGAGAUGCGAGUUUGAAGGUGGCUGGUACAUCAGUGUAAUUGAGCCUAUUUAUGGUAUUUAAUAUUUAUUUUCUUGUGCGCUUCUGGUAAAAGGAAUCCGGGUUCAAGGAUUAGGAGUGUAAAAGUUAUCUCUAUGCAGGACAUGUGUAUUUAAUACAUCUAUUAUGUUAUAUAAAGAUCUAAUUUUGCUGACGUAAAUGUAUUAAUGUAUACAGAAUUAUUAAAAGAAACUUUACAACUGA
Messenger RNA from Scophthalmus maximus (turbot), 1623 nucleotides. It is a transcript of the gene m17, whose product is annotated as IL-6 subfamily cytokine M17. Gene Ontology annotation, molecular function: ciliary neurotrophic factor receptor binding; cytokine activity. Bases 380 to 1303 code for a protein of 307 amino acids. Lineage: Eukaryota; Metazoa; Chordata; Actinopteri; Pleuronectiformes; Scophthalmidae. The transcript is spliced from 3 exons. Gene Ontology annotation, biological process: ciliary neurotrophic factor-mediated signaling pathway; negative regulation of neuron apoptotic process; immune response. Gene Ontology annotation, cellular component: extracellular region. The record is from RefSeq and is a predicted model, not a curated record.